UCUAUUUCGUGCUUCCGUGAAAUUAAGAUUUUAUUAUAGUUCUUGCAAUGCGCUCGCUUCGGAAUUUUAUAUUUUAUUUUGUAAUUCUCUCGAAAGAAAUAUGGAAUAAUUUCUAUUCCAUAUUUUUUCGACGAAUCUUGGAAUUCGAUGAAUCUCACUUUCUCGCUUGAAACCCUCGUCGGUAGCGAUUGGACGCGUAUCGAGGUCUUAAAUUCCGAGAGAAAAUCAGGAUAAUUGCGAACGGGCGGAACAACGUAGUAGCCAAGUUCCGUCGGGAUCGAGUCCACUCGCCGACAUUCUUCGAGUAUGGAGAUUAAUGGUGGACAUUAGAAGGGUGUACGUGGGCGUUCGUCAAAACGAACGGUUUCUGCGACGGUGGAAGCCGCUUCCACCGCGCACGUAACAAGUGCCAGGGCAUUGGCGUAGGUGCUCGUUUCACGCUUGACGGCCGUCAAAGCGUGGUGGUAGAACGCGUUUCCCAUUUCAUUCACGAUUAAAACUUUAUGCUAAUCGAGGAGCCACGCUCAAUUAUCCCCCCGUUAUCGAUUGAUCAACGUCCAUCGUUUCGAAUCAAACGAUUGUUUAAUUCGAGAAUAUUCAUUUGGAAAUUCAAGUGGAAAAAUUGUAUUCGAUUAAUUUUCAAUUUUUCUCUCUUCUUCCCCCUUUUCUUUUCCUUCUCUUUUUAAAAUCGAAAUCAUCAUCGCUGAAAAUUCAACACUCGCCGAAGCGUAUAAAUCUACUUAUUCGCGUUAAGAAAGAUAAAUUAUUCCGAUUAUAUUUCAUGGAAUUAUACGGUCUCUGAAUUUCAAGUUUUUUUUUCUUUCUUUCUUUCUUUCUUUUUUUUUUCUACACAGUAGAUUAAAUAGACGAAACUUAUUUAACAUUCGCUCGUGCUUCUCUCAAACUUCCUCUCUGGAAAUAUAGUACCACUUUCUUUCCUCUUCUGCGAGGCCGCAAUGGGGAGGACGUUCUUAAACUUUCGUCAGGGAUUUCUAAAUACGCGGACACAACUCUUGCAUAUUUCACUCGCGUUAAACUUGUGGGACACAGGAAGAUAUACAAAAGUGCAGGAGAGGCGUGCGUACUUGCACGUCACGUGACCAUCAUAAAAUUCGAAAGAAGUAGAACGAUUAAAUUUAUUUCUCUCUCGUUUUCGAAGCAUCUCUAUACCCGUUCAUCGAAUCGACUUAAAAAAAUAUUCAACUCUGAAGAAAAAAAAGAAUUUUCCUUCUUUCGAGACUUUUCUUUGUUCCAGAUAAAUUCGUUUAAUUAAUCUCUUCAAUAGGAAAAAAAGAAAAAAAUUCGUACGCCACGAUGCAGGAACGAACGAAUAUUAGAUACACGAAUAGCGUGUUGAUUGGACCCCCCUCCCCUCCCUUCUUCCCAAUAAAACAAUAAAGACUCGAACUCGUGCGAGUCUGAAAGCGACGUGGAUCGCAUAAAAUUACACGGGAUUUUAAAUGUAACGUGCGUAUCCGUAUGAAAGAAUGGAGUGUUAAAAGUUAACGGGUUGCAUCGCAAACAACGUGGAGGAUGGAAGGUUGGAAAGUGUUGCUUCUCCUCGCGUUGCUCGUGGGGCAACGAGUCUACUCGACUACUGUUUCAACGGAUCGUGCGAGGAAUGUGUCUGAAAGGUUUACGUCCACCACUACACUGACGGUGAAUAUCAGGGACGACGAUGAUCAAGAUCCUUCGUUCAUCUACCAAGGCUGCAUGCUGCUGGACGGCGCGUGCAUUAAUCCGGAAUAUUCAGCGUCGGUAUCGAGCGGAGUGUUAUCCGGGAUACUUAAUAUAUCGCCGGAGAAAAUACAAGCCGUUGAUAUGGACAGCAUAAACGCACCCAUCCAUUACUCGUUCCUCAGUGGCAAUCCACCGAAUUAUCGGGAAUUUUUCGAAAUAAACCCGAACACAGGCGCCGUGAAGCAAAUCAAGGCGGUCGAUACCACGGUUACCAAGAGGUUCGAUAUUAUCAUCAAGGCUGUCGAAGUGUCAGAAGCGAAACGAUCGGCCACAGCGAAAUUGACGAUUACAGUGAAGCCCGUGGACAGCAACCCUCCUAUUAUAACGGCUUCGAGCAUAGAGGGGUUCGUGGACGAGAAUGCUCCGAUUGGGACGAAGGUUAUCGACAAGAAUGGCGAUCCUAUAGUGCUCACCGUUUCGGACGCCGAUCUGGGGCCCGACGAUCCGAAGCCAGCUUACUCCUUCGAGUUGACCACGAAUUUUUUCGCGAUCGAUCCAUCGGGGAUGCUGGUCGUGAACGAGGAGAAUUUGGACCGCGAUCCUCCGAGCCCCGGCCGCUUCCGGUUUCAAGUGGUCGCCAGAGAAAAAACGGGUGUCGCCGCUUCUGCGCCAUUGUCCUUCGUUGUGAUAUUGAACGACGUUAACGACAAUGCACCCAUGCUACCCAUGAUACCACCUAUCACCGUCCAAGCUGGGGAAACGAAGAAAGUCGUGACGAAGGUCGAGGCUACGGACAACGACGAGGGGGAGAACGCGGAGAUAACGUACAGCAUUUACCACGUGUCGAACAACGGGCUGCAUAAAUUCAAAAUCGAGCCGAGGACGGGCGUGAUAGAAUCCGUGAGGAAGCUGAACGCCGGCGAGCAGUUCAGCAUCACGGUCCAGGCGACCGACAAGGGUGGAAAAUAUUCGCAGACGAUCGUCGAGGUGAACGUGAUCCCCGGGCCCAACACGAGGAGCCCCGUUUUCCAGCAAUCGGUGUACGAGGUGCAAGUGAGCGAGGGAGCCUCGAUCAAUUCCACGGUCGCGACCAUCACUGCAGUCGAUCCAGAAAACGAUCCAGUUUCGUACUCGAUCGUCUCGGGCAACGACCUGCGCCAAUUUGCAAUCGGCGACAAAUCGGGCGUGAUCACCGUCAUAAGGAAGUUGGACAGGGAGGACCUGACCCGUUAUCAACUGCUGAUAAAAGCGGAGGACUCGGGUGGCCUGUUCAGCACGGCGACGGUGAACAUCAAAGUGACGGACAUCAACGACAAGAAUCCGGAAUUCGUCGGCCUCCCCUACGAAUUCUCGGUGAAGGAGGGCGAGGCCAGGAAAUUGAUCGGCCGCGUGCACGCGGAGGACGCGGACGAAGGGAUAAACGCGGAAAUAACGUAUUUCGCCCCCGACGACAUCCCAUUCACGGUCGAUCCCGAAACCGGGGACGUGCUGACGAAGAUCGUCCUCGAUUACGAGCAGAAUGACGAAUACAAAUUUGUGGUGACCGCGAGGGACGGUGCUCCUGAUUAUCGUUUAGCAACCGCAACAGUGACGGUGAAAGUUAUAGACGUGGAGGACGAGGUUCCCGUUUUCCAUCAGAGCAGCUACGAGGCACGAGUCAAGGAGAAUAUACCGGAUUACACGGUGCUUCAAGUAACGGCCGAUGAUCCGGACACAAAGAAGCAGAUCACGUACAUGAUCAAGCAAGGGGAUACCGAACUGUUCGCCAUAGACCAGAGGACAGGAGUGAUAAAAACGAUCCGUGGUUUGGACUACGAGAGAGAGAGCCAACACAUCCUUAUAAUCGGCACCGUGGAGAACACGAGCGAUUUGCCUGGCUCCACCACGAGAGUCGUGGUCAACGUCCAGGAUGUUAACGACAUCCCGCCAGUGUUCACAUCAGUUCCUCGCCCGAUUACACUAGACGACGACAUUCCCAUUGGCACAACGGUCAUUAAUCUUAUAGCGACGGAUUCGGAUGGUACUGCACCCGGAAAUCAGGUAAGAUACGAAAUCGUGGGACGUGGAAUAGCCAACAAAUAUUUUAUGAUCGAUCCGGACACCGGUGUGCUGAGAGUGAGGGACGAUUUGCGGAAAGAAACGGAUACCGAGUAUCAGGUCGACGUGCGGGCGUACGAUAUGGGUGAGCCUCAAUUAUCCUCGGUGACUACGGUGCCCGUUUACGUUCGCCAUGUUGCCACCGUGCCUCCGGAAAUCGGUUUAGGAUUCGCGGAAAAUUCGUACAACGUGGAGGUGCCGGAGGACGCGGGCGACAAUACUCUUAUCAAGAUAAUCACCAUCAUAAACAGCCACGCUCACGACACGACCCCGUUGAAAUGCGAGAUUUACAGCGGGAACGUGGACGAUUUGUUCGAGGCUGGCGUCACGGAGGAGAGGAAUUGCGCCCUAAAAUUGAAGAAAGGCGCUUUGGAUUACGAAACGACGGAAUCUUAUCAAGUGAAGAUUAAGCUCGAAUCUCUGUCGGGCCUGUUGAAUUCCGGCAGGAAUACGACCAUGGUGAAGAUUCAAGUGCUGGACGUGAACGACAACAAGCCAGAAUUCGUCUUCCCCGAAAACGAUCCAAAAUUGUCGAGGGGGCGUUACUUCGCCGCGAUUCCGCGGUCGGCGCAGUUCGGUUCAACGGUGAUCCAGGUGAAAGCCCACGACAAGGACAACGGAAAGUACGGGAAGCUCGAGUACAGGAUACUGGGCGGGCGAGGAUCGGAUUACUUCGCGAUGGACACGUCUUCCGGUAUAAUCAGAACGACCGCGACCUUCGACAACGUCGACCCGGCCGAGCUUCCCUUCAAAUUCGACGUUCGAGUUCGGGAUAAUCCCAACUCGACCGACAACUUCAACUCCAUCGUCGCCCCUGUGAUAGUGAAUCUUAUAGGCGAGGAGAAUCUGAUGAUACUCGUCGUCCAGGACGCGUCGCCCGACUCGUUGCAGAAGGAGGCGUCCAAGAUUGCCGGCAUCAUCGAGGAGAAGAGCGAGCUUCUCGUCGGGAUAGACAGGAUAGCAGUGAGGAAGAAUUUGACGAAGAAUGGAACUAUCGAGAUGUAUCCUCAGGAUUCAGACGUGUGGUUUUACGCCAUCGAUCCGGACACCGAGGCUAUUUUGGACAGGAACAGCUCGAGGAUACAAAGAUCGAUAUUCGAGAAGACGGCCAUGUCGAACAUCACUUUCGACGUGUCCACGUUGGUCCGAGCCAACGCGAUAGACAUUCACGCGCCAGUGAUGCCACCGGAGCCAAUACGCACUCAGACCGCCAUUGCUUUCAGCGGCGAGGUGUUCCCAUACGCGCUGAUCAUCAUCGCUUGCGUCAUACUGAUUCUAGGAAUUGCUGGUAUAAUCUACAUUUGCGUAUCCUGGUCCAGAUACAAGGCGUACAAGGAACGGAUGCAGCGAAUGUACGUGGUACCCCGUUACGAUCCCGUGUAUGUGGAGCCGAAUUUGAAGGAAUACGAGACGCAGGUGCUUCAAAUGAGCGUGCCCGUUGACGACAACGACAGUUACAACGACCUUCAGCUCGAUUUCAGCAAUAAGAAUCACGCGUUCAGCCUGGACAACGUUAGCUACAUUACCAAAGAUCACGGAGAGAGUACCGGUCAACAGAGCCCUGUAAGCUCGGAGGCGGCGACAACGGCGCGCGCCUCGAGCAUAGCGGGGACCCACGCGGAUGCGAACAUCCACUCGUUGCGGCGAUCCACCCUCGGAAGAAAGAACAACGGCGGCAACGCGAACACCACGUUGAACAACCACGACGCGACGCCUGUCCUCAACCCGCUCUACAACCACGGCAACGACUCGCUGCUCAGCCCGAGCCCGUCCAACGACAACGUGACGUUCAGGGAGAAAAGGGACUAUUCCCAUCUGGGAUUCACGUAUCUGGGCGAGCAGAGCCCCGUCGAAACCACCACCGAGUUGUAAACCAGCUCGCUUAUUUCCAACGCGCUAUAUACUUCUCUUCCCCCCUCCCCUCCCAGGUUUCGACCAGAGCGGGGCCAUUCUUCCCUCGAGUAUACAUCUCGAGAGAGAGAGAGAGAGAGAGAGAGAGAGAGAGAGAGAGAGAGAGAGAGAGAGAGAAAUUUAUUCGCGAGAUUUUUUUUUUUAUUCGAGAUUCGAACUUUCUUUCUCUGUCCGUUUGAAUGAGAACACGAGGGAAGAGCGCUUUUUAUCGAGAUUAAUUUCACGCCGGGAGUGGGAGGAAACGUGUAACGUUGGUAGGUUUUUAGACACGAAGUUUGAAAGCCGACGGAUGCCAACGGUUCGUUUUCUUUCGAAGCGCGCGCGAGCAUUUGUUCCGCGUGGCGAGCAUUUCAAUCGGCGAGCAUUGUGCACGACGAACAGUGAGGCGGCGCUACUUGUACUCGAGGAAACGAGGUCGGGCGCGCGAGAGAGGAGGAGGGACGAGGGAAAGAAACGAGCGAGGCCCCCUCCCUCCUCUCUUUCUCACCGAAGGGAAAGACUUUCGACGAGAAAGCUAUUUUUCAAAGUGGGCGAACAAUUCCUCUUGAUAUUUGAGAAAUAUUGUUUGCUCGGACCGUUCGGGGUUCGUCACGACUGUACAACGAAAUUCUGCCAUCGAUUCCGCGAUUGAAUCAAUUUAAUGUGAUUUUUUUUCUUCGUCUCGACGCCUGGAUACGGGGAUAUUGAAACGAUUUUUUUCGUCGAGAUCGAGCGUCCUCGUUUAAAAGAGAAGGGGAGUGAAAAAGAAAAAAAAAAGAGAACAAUCGUUCGACUUUCGAACGAGCUUCUUCGAUAUACGGAAACGUUGGGCAAUUUUUUCGAGGAGAUCCUAUUGUGCAAUAGUUUCAUCGUCUCGUCCCUAUUGAUGACGAGAAAAUCGGAUAUUUUUUUUUUCUUUCGCGGAAUUCUCGUACACUACGCGUUGAUUUUUAUUUGAAAAAUGUGCGGAUAAUAAAAUCAUAGCGAUUGCAACGUACCGUCCACGCAACGUAGUUGUUAAGUAUAUUAAAUAACGUUAAUCGAUUUAUAAAAAAAAAAAAAAAAAAAAAAAGAUAAAUGCGGUUUGAAUGUGAUCGUACGAAUGCGUGAUACUGUGAAUAUACGAAUGAUCGGCCCGUGAACUUAAAUAAUUGUAACGAGAGAGACCCUCCCCCCUAUUGUAAUAUUGUAUAAUAAGAUCUUUUUUUUUUUAUUUAUAAUCGCGCGUUUGCUCAUUUUAUUAUUUUAUUAUUUUUUUUAACGAGAUUCAAUCAAUGGUAGGCAUAUCGUUGUUACGUGUAUGUUGUUACAAAAAAGAUAAGAAGAUGUGUUCGACAAUUCACGCAUCCUGUGUCUCUUCGCUCUUCCGUUUUUUUUUUUCCUCGACCAAGUUUCUUUUCUUUUCUUUCGUUCGAAUAAUCGAGAUCGUCAACUCGUCGCCGUAAGAAAAUGAUAUAUCCUCUGUGGAUCAGAUGUGGAUCAGGAUAUUUUUGGCGAACGUGCCGAAGUGUUUUCAAAGCGCUAAACUUUUCGCAAGUGUUUAACAAAUAGGGAUAAUAAUUGUAGCGUGAAAUGUUCUGCGGAAUGCGUUUUCCAGUAUUGGGAUACUUGGAAUCGAUUCGAUCGGGAAAUAUUGUACUUAAAACGAUUAUUUUAAAAUUUUAACGCGAAGAACGAGGUGGAGCAAGGAAUGGUUACAAAUCGCGAGACUUGAUCGGUUAAAUCUCUAGUCGUGCGGCGAACAUCCCGACUGUAUCAUAACGAAUUUAUCUUUCGAUUGUUUUAUUUAGGAAACGUUAAAAAAAAUAAGGAAAAAAAGAACGAUCCGUAUCGUCAAUUCGUGGACUAGAGCGUCAAUCAUUUACGUACAUAUAUAAUAUAUAUAUAUAGUUAUACACGUGUUGCGUGAAAUGAACGAAAUACGAAUGCUGUAAAAAAUU
Messenger RNA from Apis laboriosa (Himalayan honeybee), 7607 nucleotides. RefSeq names its product cadherin-99C (gene Cad99C). The transcript has 18 exons. Gene Ontology annotation, biological process: homophilic cell-cell adhesion. Lineage: Eukaryota; Metazoa; Arthropoda; Insecta; Hymenoptera; Apidae. The record is from RefSeq and is a predicted model, not a curated record. Bases 1534 to 5649 code for a protein of 1371 amino acids. Gene Ontology annotation, molecular function: cadherin binding; calcium ion binding. Gene Ontology annotation, cellular component: catenin complex; plasma membrane.